AUGGGCCGAUACUCCGGGAGGAGCUUCCGCCUCGUCUUCAUGUGCGUGGUGAGCAUCCUCCUGUUCGUGAUGGAGCUGGCGGUCGCCCACAUCGGCAACUCCCUGUCCUUGGCCUCGGACGCCUUCGCCGUCCUCUCCCACCUCCUGUCCAUGGUCAUCGGCCUGUUCAGCCUGCGGGCCAGCACCAUCACGCGCCACAGGAGGAGCACCUUCGGCUUCCUGCGGGCCGACGUGGUGGGAGCCUUUGGCAACUCCAUCUUCGCCGUGGCGCUCAUGUUCAGCAUCCUGGUGGAGGCCAUCAAGAGAUACAUCAACCCCCAGAAGACGGAGGAGGCGCUGCUGGUCCUGUUGGCUGGGAUUAUCGGGCUGUUCUUCAACGUGCUCAACUAUGUCAUCCUGGACUGUUGCUACUGCUCAGCUGGCCGGCCCCCGGAGGACCCGGGCACAGGUGACUCCCUGAACGUCCAGCACGAGCCGGAGGAGACGAUGAGGAAGGAGAAGAAGUCGGAAGCCCUGAAUAUCAGAGGUGUGCUUUUGCACGUGAUGGGCGACGCCCUGGGCUCGGUGGUGGUGGUGAUCACGGCCACCAUCUUCUAUGUGCUGCCCCUGGACCAGGACCACCCCUGCAACUGGCAAUGCUACAUUGACCCCAGCCUGACCGUCGUCAUGGUGAUCAUCAUUUUGUCGUCUGCCUUCCCGCUCAUCAAGGAGACCGCCAUCAUUCUGUUGCAGAUGGUCCCCAAAGGGGUCAACGUGGAGGAGCUGAUGAGUAAGCUCGCGGCCGUGCCGGACAUCAGCAGCGUUCAUGAACUGCAUAUCUGGGAACUUAUAAGUGGGAAGAUCAUUGCCACCCUGCACAUCAAGUACCAGAAGGACAGGGGGUAUCAGGACGCCAGUCUGAAAAUUCGAGAAAUCUUCCACAGGGCGGGAAUCCACAACGUGACCAUCCAGUUUGAGGCCGUGGACUCGCCGGAGUCUCUGGAGCAGAAGGACACGCUGUCGCUGUGCAGCUCCCCCUGCAUCUCCAAGAGCUGUGCCAAGCACCUGUGCUGUCCCCCCCGGGCACUGCCCCUGGCCCACGUCAAUGGCUGCGCUGAGCACAACGGCUCUCCCCGUCUAGACAUGUACCAAAGCCAAGGCCUCGGUCGACCAGAACUCUCGGAAGUGGCGAUUGAAGUAUCUCGGGAUGGCCGUGUGAGUGACCAUGGACAAGCUUUCACCAAAACUCAGGAGGACCGAUGUUAUACCAACAGCACACAUUUUUAA
Myotis lucifugus (little brown bat) is the source of this 1266-nucleotide messenger RNA. RefSeq names its product solute carrier family 30 member 10 (gene SLC30A10). Gene Ontology annotation, cellular component: membrane. The record is from RefSeq and is a predicted model, not a curated record. Bases 1 to 1266 code for a protein of 421 amino acids. Gene Ontology annotation, molecular function: zinc ion transmembrane transporter activity. Gene Ontology annotation, biological process: manganese ion transport; zinc ion transmembrane transport; detoxification of zinc ion. Lineage: Eukaryota; Metazoa; Chordata; Mammalia; Chiroptera; Vespertilionidae. The transcript has 4 exons.